CCUCGCACUCUUGGACGCCAGUUAGUCCUUAGCGACGCGCCCAUGCUGUUUGUCCGUUGUUACGGACAUUUACAAAGAAUUUAAAAAAAUAGUUCAAACAUAACAUAGUGAGGAGAAUUAAUUAACUCGUUGUCCACUGUUUGUGAAUUUUCAACGGCCCAACCCUGGGAACUCUCCUCGAAAGCCGAGAAUCAUUUCAGGAUUACAUCCACGUGAUAGCUUCUUGUCCACGAAGCUACCUCGUCCGAUAAGUCUGAAAGAAUUGAGAAAUAUUUUUCCUCGAAUCGUAGAGAACAAUGCCAGCUCGUUUCGAAGCUAUGAACAAUCCACCUGUUCGUGAGCCAUCAGCAAUGCCAAACGGAGUGAUACUGACAUCCGACGAUGACAUCGUUAUUAGUGGAAUAUCUGGUCGUCUACCCGAGUCAGAUAAUAUCGAGGAAUUCAAGCGUAAUCUCCUUGAGGGUAUCGACAUGGUGACCGACGAUGAGCGUCGCUAUCCGAGAAAUCUCUACGGAUUACCAGCGCGGAAUGGAAAAAUCAAGGAUCUUUCGUCGUUCGAUGCACAGCACUUUGGCGUCCAUCCGAAACAAGCGGAAGUGAUGGAUCCACAGCUGCGAAUUCUCCUUGAAAUAACUCACGAGGCUAUAAUAGAUGCUGGUAUCAACCCAACUGAAGUGCGAGGAUCCAAGACAGGUGUUUUCGUUGCUGUAUCAGACUCAGAGAGUGCUGAGUACUGGUCAGCUGAUCCAGACAAAAUCAAUGGCUAUUCCCUGAUCGGAUGCUGUCGUGCCAUGUUCGCCAAUAGAAUCUCAUUCGCGUAUGAUUUCACUGGUCCAUCAUUCUCUGUUGACACUGCCUGCUCAUCAUCGAUGUACGCAUUGACACAGGCUGUUUUGGCAAUGCGUAAUGGCCAUUGUGAUGCUGCUAUCGUCGCUGGUGUCAAUCUCAUUCUAAAUCCAAAGUCAUCACUCCAGUUUGAUCGUCUCAGUAUGCUGUCUAAGGAUGGCAGUUGCAAGGCAUUCGAUGCAUCGUGCAAUGGAUACGUGAGGUCUGAGACAGUUGCUGUUGUUUAUCUACAGAAGGCCCGUGAUGCACGACGUGUUUAUGCCACUGUUGUUCAUGCCAAGACAAAUGUCGAUGGGAACAAGGUGAUGGGUAUUACAUAUCCCUCUGGAGAAAUGCAGAAUAAACUGAUGCACGAGGUUUAUGCUGAAUCUGGUGUUGAUCCAAGUGAUGUUGUUUAUGUUGAGGCACAUGGUACUGGUACCAAAGUCGGUGAUCCACAGGAGAUCAAAGGUAUUGCUGAAAUUUUCUGCAAGAACAGGACAAGUCCCCUUCUCGUUGGUUCGGUUAAAUCCAAUAUGGGGCAUGCCGAGUGCAGCAGUGGUGUUGCAUCUCUUGCUAAAGUUGUCAUUGCUAUGGAGGCUGGUAUUAUACCGGGUAAUCUUCAUUUCAGAGAUCCAAAUCCGGAUUUAACAGCUCUAUUUGAUGGUAGUAUCAGUGUUGUUGAUAAGAAUACAUUCUGGAAUGGUGGACUCGUUGGUAUUAAUUCGUUUGGCUUUGGUGGUGCCAAUGCUCACAUCAUUCUCAGGAGCAAUCCCAAGCCAAAAGCACUGCCUGUUCUCAAUGUUCCCAUUCCAAAGAUCAUUGGUGUAUCAGCGAGAACACCGGAGGGUAUCAAUCUAUUUUUAGAUAAGGCUCAGGAGCACGCCAAGGAUGAUGAAUUCAUUUCGCUGAUUCACGAUCUUCACCAUUCCAGUAUACUGGGGCAUUCUCAUCGAGGUUUUCAGAUAAUGGGUAGUGAUAAUUAUCGCGAGGUGAAAGAGAUAACAGUUGCUGCAAAGAAACCAAUUUGGUUUGUUUUCUCGGGGAUGGGAAGUCAGUGGCCUGGAAUGGGAAAGGAGCUAUUCUCCAUUGAAGUAUUCCAGACGAGUUUGAGGAGGUGUGCGGAGGCACUGAAACCCGUUGGUAUCGAUUUACUUGAUAUUAUCAUGAAUGGAACCGAGAAGACCUUCGAGAAUGUUAUGUACAGUUUCAUUUCUAUCGCUGCUAUCCAAGUGGCACUCGUCGAUGUUCUUGCUAUGCUGGGAAUUAAUCCUGAUGGUAUUGUCGGCCACUCAGUUGGAGAACUUGGAUGUGCUUAUGCUGAUGGGACAUUUACACCUGAACAGACGGUUCUUGCUGCUUACUGGAGAGGCAAGAGUAUAGUUGAUAGUAAAUUGCCACCUGGUGCGAUGGCUGCUGUUGGUCUUAGCUGGUCAGAAGCUGCGAAAAAGUGCCCACCAGAUAUAUCACCAGCGUGCAAUAACUCAGCGGACUCUGUCACUGUAUCAGGACCAGUUGACUCUAUCCAUAAAUUCGUGGAGCAGUUAAAGAAGGAGGAUAUAUUCGCCAGAACUGUCAACAGCUCUGGGGUUGCUUUUCAUAGCAAGUACAUUGCCUCGGUGGGACCAUUCCUAAGGACUAGCCUCGAAAAAUUGAUCACCAAUCCCAAACCGAGAUCCUCCAGGUGGAUUUCAUCGUCCAUGCCGGAAUCAGCCUGGAACACGCCUCUUGCUCAGCUCAGUUCAGCUGCUUAUCAUGUUAAUAAUUUACUGUCACCAGUGUUAUUCCAAGAGGCAUUGAAACACAUGCCCAAUGAUGCAAUUGCCAUUGAAAUAGCACCGCACUGUCUUCUUCAGGCCAUCCUGAGGAGAUCUGUGCCAACAGUAACAACUGUUGGUCUUCAUAAGAAGGAUCAUGGCAACAAUCUUGAAUUUUUGUUGAUGAAUUUGGGAAAAAUCUACAAUGCUGGGGGUCAGCCAAAUUUCAGCAAACUCUAUCCACCUGUGAGUUAUCCUGUUGGCAGAGGUACACCAAUGAUGAAUUCAAUUGUUGGGUGGGAUCAUUCACAAUCUUGGACGGUUGCUAGUUUUGUUGGUAAGGCUGGGGGUGCAGGCGAAGCUGUCAUUCAGAUUGAUAUCUCUAAAGAAGAACACGCUUUUUACGGCGGACACAAUAUCGAUGGACGAAUUCUAUUCCCAGCUACUGGAUACUUGACUCUAGCUUGGAAAACAUACGCCAAGAUUCAUGGACUUGAUUUCGAGAAAACUCCCAUUAUUCUGGAGAAUGUUCAGUUUCAUCGAGCUACGAUAAUGCCAAAGGAGGGAGUUGUCAAAUUCCUCGUGAAUAUUUUUGCUGGCACUGGGGAAUUCGAGAUCUGCGAGGGUGGAUCAUCGGCAGUCACUGGCAUAAUCAGAUUGCCAGAAAAUAUUGAGAGGGAGCAGUUGAAUCUGUCACCACCACCCGGCAAAGACGAGACCAAUCUGCUGAAGUUGACGUCUAAGGAUAUCUACAAGGAUCUCAGACUACGUGGAUACGAUUACACUGGCAUUUUCCAGGGGCUCAAGAGCUCUGAUAAUCAUGGAAUCAAGGGUGAGCUUACGUGGGUUAAUAACUGGGUGUCAUUCAUGGAUACCAUGCUGCAGUUUACCAUUUUGGGUAAGGAUACGACUCAACUGUGUCUUCCAACGAGACUCCAGUACGCCGCAAUCAAUCCACAGGCACAUCUGGAAAUGGCUGACAAACUUGGUGAGAAUGAAAAUUUCGAUGUUUACUCGUACCCUGAAAUUGGUGUUAUUAAGUCCGGGGGAAUUGAAUUGAGGGGAAUGAAGGCAUCUAUAGCACCAAGAAGACAGCAAUCUCAGGCAUCGCCCAAACUUGAGCGUUACACUUUCGUUCCAUACGACAAUACCCAAGUACUUGUUGAGGACCCCACCAAGUCACGUCUCCAUGCAUUGACAGUUCUUCUUCAAAUCGCUAAUGAGAAUCUCGGGAUUCUGAAGAUAAAGGCAACUGAAGUGACUGGCGAGCGAAGUGUGGAGUCCCUUUUGGCUCCAACGAUCAUAGAUAUUCUUCAGUCAGAGCCGUCUCUCAGUGUGGAAAUUCAACUUGCAACCGCCACACCAGAUACGUAUUCAUCAGUGCUGGAUCAGUGGCGAAUGAAGACAACAAACAAGGAUGUCUCGAGUUCACCAGUUGGUCAUGAUCUUCAUAUGGUAGUUGCAGCUGAUGUUUUGAGCAGUGGUGACUCAGCAGCACUUCAGAAUCUCGCGGCAUCUGUCAAAUCAGGGGGCUUUGUCCUCCUUGAGGAGACAGGUGUAAUUCAGAAGUCAUACCUGAAGAAAGCAGGCCUGAAAUUCACAGCGAUGCAAGUGAUACCUGGUAAGCAGUACCUAUUGCUGAAGAAGAAACAGGAGACGAAGGCUGCAAUUAUCAUUCAGAUAACUGAGAAGAAUUUCUCAUGGUUGGAGGGUUUGAAGGCUGCUGUCAAGCAAGCAGCUACUGGUCAACAAGUUCUACUUGUUUCCCAGGGGGAGGAGACUCUCGGUCUGAUCGGUCUUAUGACUUGCAUCAGGAGGGAAGAGGGUGGUGAGAAUUGUCGUUAUGUAUUCAUUCAGGAUAAGAAUGCACCAAAAUUCUCGUUGAAUAAUUCAUUCUACUCUGAGCAAUUGGACAGGGAACUCAUGGCCAAUGUUCUCAAGGGGAAUCAGUGGGGAAGCUAUCGACAUCUUCGUCUUGAUCAGCAGGCUGAUGCCUCGUCACUCCACGUUGAACAUGCAUAUGUAAAUUCUCUCGUUCGGGGUGAUCUCAGUAGUUUGAGGUGGAUCGAGGGACCUCUCAGUUACUAUCAACCAGAGAAAUAUCCAGGUGCUGAAUUAUGCAGUGUUUAUUUUGCUCCCCUCAAUUUCCGUGACGUCAUGUUGGCAACUGGUAAACUACCACCGGAUGCGUUGCCUGGAGAUUUGGCUGGACAGGAUUGCAUUCUCGGUCUUGAAUUUGCUGGGAGAAAUAGCAAGGGUAAGCGAGUGAUGGGAAUGGUGGCAGCGCGUGGAAUGGCCACUACUGUUCUAGCUGAUCCUGGAUUUAUGUGGGAAGUACCGGAGAAGUGGAGCCUCGAGGAGGCCGCAACAAUUCCUGUUUGCUACGCAACGAGUUAUUAUGCUCUCGUUGUUCGUGGAAAUCUCAGACCUGGACAGAGCGUCCUUAUUCAUGCUGGUACUGGUGGUGUUGGACAAGCUAGUAUUGCCAUCUGUCUUCACGCUGGGUGCAAAGUUUUUACCACUUGCGGAUCGAAGGACAAACGAGACUUCUUGAAGAAGACGUUCCCACAGUUGACAGACAACAAUAUUGGAAACUCCAGGGACACCAGCUUCGAACAGUUGAUUCUUCGUGAGACCAAUGGGCGUGGUGUUGAUUUGGUCCUAAAUUCACUGGCUGAGGAGAAACUCCAGGCAUCUGUCAGGUGUCUAGCUGAGGGUGGACGCUUUUUGGAAAUUGGUAAAUUUGAUUUGAGCAAAAAUUCAGCACUUGGAAUGUCAAUUUUCCUCAAGAACACGAGUUUCCAUGGAAUUCUUCUUGAUGCACUCUUCGGGGAUGAUUGUCCGGAAAAAAAAGAAGUUGUUAAACUUGUUUCUGAUGGAAUCAAGAGUGGAGCGGUUAGGCCCCUACCAUCGAGAGUCUUCUCAGAGCAACAGAUUGAGGAGGGAUUCAGAUUCAUGGCGAGUGGAAAACACAUUGGAAAAGUCGUACUCAAGAUAAGAGACGAGGAGUCACGAGGUGUAACCAAACCAAGUCCCAAGACAGUGAAAGCCAUCCCCAGGACUUACAUGAAUCCCGACAAGAGUUACAUUCUCGUUGGUGGUCUCGGUGGUUUUGGACUGGAAUUGGCAAACUGGAUGAUUACACGAGGUGCCAAACACAUAAUUCUUACGUCAAGAUCAGGUGUGAGAACUGGUUAUCAAUCGGUAUCGAUUCGUCGUUGGAGAAAGCUGGGUGCUAACAUCGUAAUCUCAACGUCUGAUGCCACAGAUCCGAAGGGUGCUGAACAGCUGAUAUCCCAGUCUGCGAAAAUAGCACCAGUCGGUGGAAUAUUUAAUCUGGCAGCUGUUCUGAAUGACGCCCUCCUAGAGAAUCUCGAUGAAGGCCAAUAUAUUGCGACAGCUAAACCAAAAAUCGAUGGAACCAAGAAUUUGGAUGCAGCAUCAAGAAAAAUGUGUCCAUCAUUGGACUACUUCGUUGUUUUCUCGAGUGUAUCCUGUGGUAGGGGUAAUGGUGGCCAGACAAAUUAUGGCCUGGCUAAUUCAGCAAUGGAGAGAAUUGUCGAGCAGAGGCAGGCUAAUGGGCUACCCGGAUUGGCUAUUCAGUGGGGUGCCAUUGGAGAUGUUGGACUUGUGGCAGAUACAAUGGGUGACAAUGACACUGAGAUUGGAGGUACCAUGCCACAGAGAAUGUUCAGUUGUCUCGCAACAAUGGAUAUUUUCCUCCAGCAGCCCCACUCUGUUCUCUCCAGCAUCGUUUUACCCGACAAAAAUAGACCUGGUGAUACUGAUAAUCAAAUUGGUCUCCUCCAGGCUGUUGGAAAUAUUCUCGGCAUCAAGGACCCGAGUACCGUCAAUGUUAAGAACAGUCUAGCCGAUUUGGGAAUGGAUUCACUCAUGGGAACAGAAAUAAAACAGAUACUCGAGCGUAACUACGAUAUCGUCCUGAGUGGUACUGAGAUUCGUAAUUUGACAUUUGAAAAAUUAAAUGAUUACGCCAAAUCUGCUACCGAUGAUAUACGCGUCAGUUCAAUAACACCACGUGGAACCCCAUCGCCUGGCGCCAGAACUCCCGGAUCACCAGAGGACGGUCCUAGUGAACAACUCCUCUACCAAAUAAGUGGAUCAGAAAUAAUUCCGAAAGAGCCCGUUAUUAAAAUGCAAACGAAAUCUGCAACUGGCAAACCGAUAUUCUUCAUUCAUGCUAUCGAAGGAGUUGUCAGCACCAUGAAUUUGAUAGCCAGUGAGGUUGAGAAGCCAGGCUAUGGUCUCCAGUGUCAUGCCAAUGCUCCCUUGACAUCUAUAUCAGAUUUGGCUAGACAUUACCUCAAGGAAGUGAAAAAAAUCCAGCCACAGGGCCCUUACACCAUCUUCGGAUACUCUUUUGGUGCCUGUGUGGCAUUUGAAAUGGGACUCCAGCUUGAAAAAACCAAUGACGCUGUACAGCUCAAAUUGCUCGAUGGGUCUCCAGAUUACGUUAAGAUGCAUGCACGCAUAAUUGGAAAACAAACCAGUCAAACUGACGCUGAAUUUACCGCUGAUGCCUGCCGAAAAGUUCUCGCCUUCUUCGUCAGGCAGUUCAAUAAUGAGAUAUCAUUUAUCAAUGUCUACACGAUACUCAAAGGGAUCGAUGAUUACCGUCAGAUGAUGGAUAAAAUGGUCGAUCUCAUUGGACCUAUCAAGUAUGAAUCUGAUGACCUCAAAGCUGCUGGCAUGAUGUUCUAUUACAAAGUUCUAGCUGCCAAUGAAUACAAACCAGCCAGUAAGUUCAAUGGACCUGUCACACUCAUCAAGUCAACGGAUAACUUUGCAGCUCUUGGCCAGGAUUACAAUCUAUCCGAGUACUGCGUUCAGGCUAUCAAUAUUGAAGAGUUAUCUGGAAAUCACAGGACUAUUCUCGCUGGCGAGAAUGCCAAGAUCAUUGCUGAAAUUCUGAAUGUUUAAUUCGGAUAACUAAAUGAUUUAAAAAACAGUGAGGCACUUCCUGCAUGGCACAUUCCUCCAUUCAAGUUUUAUUGUCGAUUUUUUUCAUUUGUCUCUCGUGAUAUUUUUUCUUCUUGUAUAUACGCGAACGGAAAACUUAAUGAAGAAUUUUUCUAUUUUUCAUUCACGCAAAUUGUCUCGUAAAUUGAGGGGAGUGAGUAGAUAGGAAUAGAUAAUGGAAUUAAUACGAAUAUAAUUUUUGUGCACAAGAAAGUUAGGAAAUAAGAGACCGUAGAUUUUUAAAGUAUUUUCUCAUUUAGUAACAGGUGAAAUACUCACCAAUUUCCGUGGAGUUUAAUAAAUACUUUUAUAGAGAACGUUUAUUUUUUGAAUUGAUUGAAAUAUUUUGCUACACGAACAUUCGUUAAUGUGCAACAAUUAUGGAUAGAUUUUGUUGUCUUAUCGCGAGGGCAUGAGUUUUAAAUCAGGAAUAUUCAGGAUUUGACAGAUCGAGUUAUUGAUUAAUAAUGAACAAAUCGGUUGAGAUACCAAAAAUAUUUAUACGGUUUUUGAAUGAGAGCUUGGUGGACAGAGCUCGCAUUUUUAAGUUGUAUGAAUAGGUACCCAGUGUAGAUAAAUAAAUAAAAAAUGCAAUUAACAUAUUUAUUUCUUAUUGAUUAUUUGAGGAAGGAAGCCAAUUCGAUCAUUGAAUAAACCAAAUUUGAUUUUUUUCCUCUUCUGCUCCGUCUACGGUUUUCAUACGCAUUCCACAUUAUCAUUUUAUUAUUGUAAAUGAUGUGUACUUCAACUGAGUAAAUUAAUGUGCAUAGGUACGUAAUUAAUAUGCACUGCAUACCCGGUAAGUGGAAUUAAAACAAAAAAACAAGACUUGGAAUUAUCAAUAUAUUAUGGCUAAUCUAAUACUGUAAGGUUGUAUUGAAAGUAAUAAAAAUUAUUCUAAAUGA
Molecule: messenger RNA, 8467 nt
Organism: Fopius arisanus
Lineage: Eukaryota; Metazoa; Arthropoda; Insecta; Hymenoptera; Braconidae
Gene: FASN1
Product: Fatty acid synthase 1
Exons: 3
Coding region: 297-7523 (2408 amino acids)
Biological process (GO): fatty acid biosynthetic process
Molecular function (GO): 3-oxoacyl-[acyl-carrier-protein] synthase activity; phosphopantetheine binding; oxidoreductase activity
Source: RefSeq, a predicted model, not a curated record